This is a messenger RNA of Galleria mellonella (greater wax moth), 1391 nucleotides long. It is a transcript of the gene CNBP, whose product is annotated as CCHC-type zinc finger nucleic acid binding protein-like. The transcript has 3 exons. NCBI's taxonomy places the organism in Eukaryota, Metazoa, Arthropoda, Insecta, Lepidoptera, Pyralidae. The coding region runs from base 164 to 598 and encodes 144 amino acids. Gene Ontology annotation, molecular function: zinc ion binding; nucleic acid binding. The record is from RefSeq and is a predicted model, not a curated record.
UGCUUAAAAUGUCUUUUACGAGUUCGUAGUGAUGGUGGCUGGCUUCCUCGCAAACGAAGCGUCGUAAAUUACUACAAAUUUUUAAAUAUUAAUAUAAUUUUGGUCGUCGUACGAUCAUAACAAUAGUGACAUAAGUGCUCGAGAAGUUUUACAACUAUACGCGAUGAGUUCCAGUGUAUGUUAUAAGUGCAAUCGGACCGGGCACUUCGCCCGCGAGUGCACGCAGGGCGGCGUGGCUACGCGCGACGCGGGCUUCAGCCGCCAGCGGGAGAAGUGCUUCAAAUGCAACCGCACCGGUCACUUCGCAAGGGAUUGCAAGGAGGAGGCCGAUCGUUGCUACAGAUGUAACGGCACAGGACACAUAGCACGCGAAUGCGCUCAGAGCCCUGAUGAGCCUUCGUGUUAUAACUGUAACAAGACGGGGCACAUCGCGCGAAACUGCCCGGAGGGCGGGCGUGACAACUCCAGUCAGACCUGCUACAAUUGUAACAAGGCCGGGCACAUCUCGCGCAACUGCCCGGACGGCACCAAGACGUGCUACGAGUGCGGCAAGCCGGGCCACAUCUCGCGCGACUGCAACGAGGCCGAGCGGAACUAACACACGCCUCGGCGCAAACACUAUAUAUAACUAUGUAUAUUAUGAUGCCACGCACGGACGAUAAGCAAAGGACGCGAUACGCGACACGCGACACUAGAAACGUAAGACCACACGACUGUAUGAAAUUACGCAACGGAAUUAUAAAUCAGAUGCAGCAGGCAGCAGCGGUACCCUAGACGCAGACUGAGGAGUAUGGUUUAAAUGUUGACUUGUAUAUAGGUCUCCCCGCCGUAGCGGCCGCGCGGGCUGCGCUCGCUAUAGGUUAAUGUUUGUUCUUGCACGGUGAACAAGUUAUUGUGUUUUUAAAUCAUUUAAUAAUCGUGAUUGAACUAUUGAAGAGGUAGCGUUACAGUUUUAGCAUUACAGAGUAUAUAUUUAAUAUAUUUUGUACAGAUUUUUUUGUCAAAAGAUAAAUUGGAUGCUGGCGUACCAUGAGUUUUCAAUGGAAGAGUGAAGGCCCUGGAGGAACCCGACCCCUACUGGACUCUCUUGUUCGUCUUAUCUAAUUAUAUGUUAUACAGUAAAUGUAGUACUUACGCGAUUGUACACCGUUCCGGUCACACGAGUCUCAUACUUAGCAUAUCACUGAUUGUGAUUAUUUAUUUUUUAUUGAUCAAUUCCUUUGUUUAUGAGGUCCUGCUAUCUUGUGGAGAAUUCAGUAAUUAAUUAGAAUUUCACCAAUCAGAAUAUUUUUUAUUUUGUUAUCCCUGUUGAUGUGCCUGUAUUUCAUGAUACUUUCUAUGUAAUGAGUUUACUCGGCUUCUAUGGGAGAUAAUAAAAUCUUGCCUUAUUA